Spinacia oleracea (spinach) is the source of this 679-nucleotide messenger RNA. Its product is annotated as pathogenesis-related protein PRB1-3. The record is from RefSeq and is a predicted model, not a curated record. Lineage: Eukaryota; Viridiplantae; Streptophyta; Magnoliopsida; Caryophyllales; Amaranthaceae. Gene Ontology annotation, cellular component: extracellular region. The transcript has a single exon. The coding region runs from base 40 to 561 and encodes 173 amino acids.
UAAUCUUGAUAUAUACCCACAUAAAAAUUCAAAAACAAAAUGGGAGCUAAACUCAUAAUUAGUUUCUUAUUCUUAGGAACAUUGUUAUUAUUUUCAUACCCAAAACCAUGUUUAGCAUCAUCAUCUGAAGCCCCAACACCUAAAGAUGUAAUUAACAGUUAUUUAAAACCACACAACAAAGUUCGAGCAAGCCUAGGGUUAUCACCUUUCGAAUGGAGUGAGGAGCUUGCUAACUACGCGCGGUGGUGGGCCCAUGUCCGGCAAGGUGAUUGUGCGAUGAUACAUUCACAUUCCGACCACGGCGAGAAUCUGUUUUGGGGGUCCACCGGAAAAGAGUGGACCGGCCAAGACGCGGUGGAUUUCUGGGCCGGAGAAAAGAAAUAUUAUGAUUAUAAAACUAAUACUUGUGCAUCGGGUCAGGAAUGUGCGCAUUAUACUCAGAUUGCUUGGAAACAAAGUAAGAAGUUGGGAUGUGCAAAGCUUACUUGUACAAAUGGGUAUACUUUUAUUACUUGUAAUUAUGAUCCUCAUGGUAAUAUUAUGGGACAAAGGCCUUUCUGAUUAAUCAAGGUCUCUAAUUCUGUAAUUCAUUUAAUUUAACAUGACUUGUAACGAUUAAUAUUAUUAGUUUUAACUUCUAAAUAUGUAUUAUUGUAUAAAAACUACGAACUAUUAAUUA